Desarmillaria tabescens is the source of this 830-nucleotide messenger RNA. Its product is annotated as Translin. The record is from RefSeq and is a predicted model, not a curated record. Gene Ontology annotation, cellular component: nucleus; cytoplasm. NCBI's taxonomy places the organism in Eukaryota, Fungi, Basidiomycota, Agaricomycetes, Agaricales, Physalacriaceae. The transcript has 5 exons. Gene Ontology annotation, molecular function: RNA endonuclease activity; sequence-specific DNA binding; RNA binding. Bases 14 to 814 code for a protein of 266 amino acids.
CGACGGUAUCGUCAUGACUAGCACCACCACUGCUAUCUUCGACGCCUUCAGGCAGGACCUCGACGAGCAUAAUGACCGGCGAGAGCGUCUCAUCAAGGCUAGCCGUGAUAUCACCAAUAUUUCAAAAAAGGCCAUCUUUCUCCUUCAUCGUGUCGUCCUCGAAGAUGCACCUGCUUCAGAGGGCCUAACACCCGCUUUACGCGCAGCGAAACGGGGCAAUGAAAAUCUUCGCCAGGUUCAGAAAAUCUACGCUAAUAUGAAGGAGGAGCUUGUCGGUGAUAGGUUCUGGCGGUACCAGCGUCAGGUCUCGCCCGGUCUACAGGAAUACAUCGAGGCGCUUAGCUUCUCACAUUUUCUCGAGUAUGGAACUUUGAUCACCUUUGAUCAGGUGCAGCAGACUCUCUGUGAUUCCGAGGGAGCACCUUAUUUUCCUUUGACCAUAUCAGACUAUAUGCUCGGCCUGUCUGACUUGACAGGCGAACUCAUGCGCUAUUCUAUCUCUGGCUUGACUAAACGAGGCGGACGAUUGCAGGCUAUGGAUACUUUGGGUUUCGUCAGGAACUGCAAAGCUGAUUUUGAAGGCUUCACGCCGUAUGUCAGAUUUUUGUCAAAGAAGCAAUCUGUGACAGCACAAUCACUUCAAAAAAUCGAAGACGCUGUAUAUGCCAUCGUAGUUCGCAGCUCUGAAUACGAUCUACCUCCGGAGAUGCUGGAUGACAUUGUUUCUCAGACGUUUUCCGAUUCUUCGGGUGACCGAAGAAGUAGAAGAAGAAAUGCCGAUAGCGAGGACGAGUUUGACGAUGAAACAGCGUAAAUUUUUUGGUGUAUGA